AUGGUCGCCUCACGAGAUGAAGAAGAAAACAUUUCAUUGAGUUCAAUUUCCUCAUCAGCUGCCUCGAGGCUAUCGCCGACAAAUGCAGAGAAUCCAAUCGCAUUCAACUCCAAAUAUGAAGAAAACAGGGAUGAUAGUAUAACUUGCAACGAAUAUUAUCCCGAGGGCGACAAUCGAAAUAUCGGAACCACCAUCAUAACUGAAGAACCCACCAGACGAAAGCCACUAUGGAGAAAAGUAUAUGAUGUCGUAUACCCGGAUUAUGUUCUACAACAUCUAGACUACAAGUCUCUCAAGGUGGUGAUACAAAGCUGGUCCCAGUUGUUCCCAUCGAUGAUCUUAUCGAUCGUACCGAAGACAAGCAAUUGGCUCUCAGGUGCUCCAUAUUUGACGUUAAUUGUGUCAUUUAUUGGUAUAGCUGGUGGUACCUCUAUUAUCCAGAACGUUUUAAUUGACUUGGCAAUGUUGAUCGGGGUGUUGAUUUCCUUCGUUCAUCAUGUUGUUAGAACAAAGAUUAUCAAUGAUUUACAUGGCGGGAUUACUCAACAGGAGCUAGUAGAAAACUUGAUAGCAGAGGGUGCUUGUAAAAUGGGGUCAGAGCUUCAAGAUUGUGUAACGGAACAGAUUUUCAGUGGGAGAUACAUCAAAACAAAGGCUGUUGCGGUCACAAUGAUAUCAAUGAUUACAAAUACAGUCAUUUUGGGUAAUGUCAGAAACAUUCACCCUUUUUGGAACCUGUGUUAUAUCAUUGGUCAGAUUGGGAAUGUGAUCUUUUCAUGUUAUGGGCAUUUUUCACCAUUGUAUCUGCCAUUGCAAAUAGGCUAUACAGUUCUAAGACCAGUUGGAUGUGCUCUUCUCCUAAAACUCGGAGCUGCAUUUUUUGUAUUCCCACUGACAUCCAACUUUAGAUACGUUGCCGGUGUACAGGGUAUUCUCACUCAAUUAAAGCAAGCCUCAGUGAAGAAUAUGCGGCUCUUCAAGACAAUGAAACCGUCAGCUCCGAACUUUGCCAAUUACAAAGCUUUUAAAAAGGAAAUGACAGCCAUCAGAGGUAAAAUGGCUCCGUUGGAAAUUGUUGCUUCUACAAUAUGGUUGGAGUACUCUUACGGUAGGUUUGAUGUCGGUGACGUCGGCCAAUUUAGAUCGUUGGCUAAAAACUUGGUUACUUCGACUGCAAGUUAUGCCCAUUUUUUCCAAUUAUUACAAGAGCGAACAUUUUUUGCCAAAGAUGACUUUCGGAUGUCCAGACGGAGAUCAACUGUAUCGUCCUUGAGCCAUGGUCACGCCAAGAUUUAUAGUGCCUUUCAAGAUUCGUACAGGAAGGUUGGUGAGUACGAACAUAAGAAGCGUGUGAGAACUUUGCGAAAUCGAAUCAUACAUCAUGGACAAGGGCAUAGGUUGACACCUAAUGAGAUCGAUCAGAUUGCCAACUUCCUCACGAAAAAACUUAGUCCAUUGUUGGAAGUAUCCGACAGCGCACUAGGAGUCAUACUUGAAUGGGUCGCAGCUGCAAAUAAUUUCAGAUUUUUUGCUUUAGUGCCGUGGGAGUAUCAAAGGCAUAUUGCAAAACAAAAGGAAAUGGCCGAAAAGGUGAAACAAACAAAGAAGAAGAUUGUGGAAACUCUUGCAAAAUUUGAGGACGUUGAAACUUUGAAGGAAAUGAUGCUUGAUAGUAAUCGAAGCGAAGAGUGGUUGUUGUUUCUAAUCAGCCAGGGUGUGUUGUUUCUUCAAAUUGCUAGGCAUCAAUGUGAUAAUAUCGUCAAACUUAUUGAUCUAUUUAUUGACAUUGACCAGAGACGACCAACUCCUAAAUUCGUAUCGUACUUCACGAAAACCAAGUAUUCCAAACCACGACAUUUAACGAGUGAUCUUGAUGAGGAAGUGCCAGAUUACUUACGCAAGGAGACACAGAAGAGAGAUGCCGACAAUUUACCACCGGCAAACUUUGCUCAAUACAUUGGACUCUACAUAACAAAGGUUUUUUACUUUUCAAUAUCGGAUAAAUUUUGGUUUUGGAUCCGUGCAGGUGGAUUGAUAUGUCUAGGGGCGACUCCUUACUUUGUAAGAACAACGGCUCAUUGGUAUUACAGUAUAAGAAUGGUUUGGCUUGUUAUCAUGAUUGCUGUUUCCAUCAGUGAAAGUACUGGACAGACAACAUAUGUUUUUGUAUCGAAGCUCUGUUACACAUUUGCCGGGUGUUUGCUAGGGCUUGUUUGCUGGUAUAUAUCGUGCGGGAAAGCCGCCGGUAACUACUAUGGCUAUGGGGCAGUUAGUGGUGUCGUUUACCUAUAUUUAAUAUUUUUCAGGCAUUUUUCCGUGCAUCUGACGCUUCUACCUCAAGUUUUGCUUGGGGUGACGACAAUUUUGGUAUUGGGAACAUCUUGGCUAGAUGCUAGUGGAAGCAAAUCUGCAAAUGUUAGCUAUGGUUGGGAGCCUGCAUACUUGCGAUUUAUCGGAGUUGUUAUUGGUUUAUGUAUAGGAUCAUUAACAGCAGUGCUUCCAAAACCCAAAUCUUCAAAGUUUGUUGUGAGACAGAUCUUGGGAUCAUCCUUGUCCGAGGUAGGUAAUAUUCAUUGUGAUAUCUCCAAAUUUGCUGUAAAAAGAUGUAAUGAUCCUUCGUACCACAUUUUGGAGAGACAUGAUCUUUUCUUGGCUAGGUUCAGGUACUACUUUAUGAGAAUUUCACUGUUGAGCAAACUUUUGGUUCCGUUAAAGUUUGAGUUACCCAUUUCAGGAUAUUGGCCAGAGUCGAAAUACUUACGUCUUCAAGGAUUAAUUGCGGAUACCGUGCAAUUAUAUUUGAUGAUGUUGAUUGCGCUUAAUGAGCUCGAAGAUCCGGCAACCUGGGUACCCAUUAUAAUGAAACGUGUGGGCUUCUGCUAUUCGGAGUUGGAUGCAGAGCUUUUCUCUCUCAUUCAUAUGGCUUCUGAUGCAAUUAAAACAAAAGAUGCGUUACCAAAGAUCACUGAGGCAAAUGUUUCCUUGCGACAUAUGGAAUUACUACGCCGUCAGUGGGGUAUAAAUAAGAUGUCAUUGAGUGAGCGAUUCUACAGCUCCAAAACUAACGCCGAGAAUGCCAAUGUUGGUGACCAUAGCGCCAUAACAGACCAUUUAGACUAUAAUAAGUUUUUCAGUCGCGAUGGACAAUUGAACAUUUUGUCAUUGCUAAUCGCCCAUAUGAUUUACAAUAGGUUGGAUGAGAUCAUGAUAGUUGUCAAGGGGCUAGUUGGCGAAAUGUAUGACUUGGAUGAGAAUAUAUUGGUCGAAGAUGACAGUGAGGAUGAAGGUGCAGUUGAAGAGCUAGAAAGGGAGUGA
Molecule: messenger RNA, 3315 nt
Organism: Lodderomyces orthopsilosis Co 90-125
Lineage: Eukaryota; Fungi; Ascomycota; Pichiomycetes; Serinales; Debaryomycetaceae
Product: aromatic acid exporter family protein
Exons: 1
Coding region: 1-3315 (1104 amino acids)
Source: RefSeq, a predicted model, not a curated record